UGGGCGGUGGGAAACACUGAGUAAGAUAAAGGAGGCUAGGGAGUGUGAGACACGUGGCUACACGGAGGCGCUUCUGGCCUGUGGAGAAAUUGUAGUAGCAGUAGCCCGGGCCUGCCCUGAGUGGUAGGUCUUGAUGGUGUGUCGUUUAUCUUCUUUUUUUUUUUUUUUUAAGAUUUAUUUUAUUUAUCCAUACUGUAGUCUGCCCACAAGUAUGCUUGCAGGCCAGAAGAGGGCACCAGAUCUCAUUAUAGAUGGUUGUGAGCCACCAUGUGGUUGCUGGGAAUUGAACUCAAGACCUCUGGAAGAACAGUCAGUGCUCUUAACCUCUGAGCCAUCUCUCCAGCCUGUGUAUUUUUUUUUUUAAGAAGAAAAUAUGCAUUGUUGUGUUACCAAUAACCACCAUCUACCUUCAAAAGGCACCUUGGUUUUAGUAUCCUAAGUCUAAGUAUUGGGCUUAAACCAUUGAACUCUGCUUAGACAGUGUACGUCAGCUCAGAAGUCGGCAAGGCCUCGAAUACCUUGUGGUCUGGUGGUGAAUGAAUGAAGUCGACAAGGUUCUGGUAGAGACUGAUUGCUGACAAAGGAGAUCAAAUAACUGUUGCUGCUGUCUUGAAACCGGCUAGUACACUGGACACCCAGGCCUACACCAUUACCAUCUCCUCCGUCAUACAUUCCCCAAGUGUUUUGUUGAACAUGUGCCUUACUGGACCCAGAAAAGACGGGUGAAACUCCUUGAUUCCAUGACUCCUUUUUCUGGGAAUCGUUACCCAAGAGUGCUUGGAUCUGGGUUUGACCCAGAGAGGUUUUGGAAAUGUUCCAUAACAGUGUGACUUUGGUUAGAAAGAAAGACGCUUUUCCCUGGUAGCACUCAGUCUCUUGGACCCAAUGUAGAGCAGUUGUGAGAAAGCAUUCCUGAUGGAGGAGACAUCGAAAAAGGAAGGAGAUGUCCAGGGGGAGAGCUAGAUCUUCGUGGACCCAAAGGAAGGGAUUUUCUAAGGGAGAUCAGCAUAUUGGAAGUUCUUGAGAGUCCGGAUUUGUUUACAAUGGCACUGAGUGUGGGUGUCCUGGUACACACCCAUAAUCCCGGCACUGGAGGAUGAAGUGGGCGAAUCAAGUGUCUUGAAAAACAAACCAACAAAAAAAUCAGAUAGUCUGGAUUUGAUGGUAUUCCAGCUGGUAAUCCCAGUCCUUAGAGAGAGGCAGGAGGAUCAGUUAAAGGCCAACCUUGACUAUACAGCAACCCUGUUGAAAAAUAAGUACCCCAUGUUGGAAGAUGCCAGCUACUGCAUAUGAAAGAGUAGUUUACAAGAGCCCCUCCGAGCACCAUUACAUGAAAGUCCGCCUAGAGUUUCAAGAGCACGGAGUUGGCCUGAAUGCAGCCCAGUUCAAACAGCUGCUUGUUUCAGCCCUGAAGGACCUGUUUGGGGAGGUAGGUGCUGCGUUACCAGUGGAUGUCCUAACCUAUGACGAGAAGACCUUGUCAGCCAUCUUAAGAAUAUGUAGCAGUGGUCUGACCAAGUUGUGGAGCUCUUUGACCUUGUUUGGAGCCUAUAAAAACAAGAAAUGUGCCUUCAGAGUGAUUCAGGUGUCUCCCUUUCUCCUUGCAUUAUCCGGUAAUAGCAGGGAACAAGUAUUGGCUUGAAUAUUCUUACAGUUCUAGAAAUCUCCACUAUAUAGUAUGAAAACAGAAGCAGGCUAAAGCCCCAGUUGAUGACAUUUGGAGCUACUGAAGAUGUUCUCUGUGAUUUCUGGCCAUUGUCUCUGGUGGAGCGGGCUUCAGAGGAGACUGAGGCUGAAUCAACUGGUGCCGACAGGACAGCACUUUCGGCAUGUGCACUUGAAGGUUGGAGACCGAGCUGAGCUCAGCAGAGCCUUCACACAACACGAUGUGGCUACCUUCUCAGCGAUAACAGGAGAUGUCAAUCCUUUGCAUUUAAGUGAAGAUUUUGCAAAACACACCAAGUUUGGAAAGACAGUUGUGCAUGGAGUUCUGAUAACUGGACUUAUUUCAGCUCUCCUGGGUACUAAAAUGCCAGGGCCAGGCUGUGUGUUUCUUUCCCAGGAAAUUAAGUUUCCAGCCCCUUUAUAUAUUGGAGAAGUGGUUUUAGCAUCUGCAGAAGUGAAAAGGUUGAAGCAAUUUGUUGCUGUUGUUGCAGUGUCCUGUUGUGUAAUAGAAAGUAAGAAGACAGUUAUGGAAGGCUGGGUUAAAGUUACGGUCCCAGAAGCUCCUAGAUCCUGAUGUACAAGUGUAAAGUUAUAAGUUGAAACACCUGUGCCCAUCAGGGGGAUGGACCGUGCUCUUCAUUAAGGAAUGCUGGUAUAUCUGGAAGCCAGCAGACAGCUUGUUCUAAUGUCUACUUUCUAGAUUGGCUUAUGCUUUACCCAGGCUUAAGUCUGUGCAAGAUUUUAUUAUCUGUGGAGAUUUGGGUUUUUUUCCAAUUAAAAAACAAUUGCGAGGGACUGGA
Meriones unguiculatus (Mongolian gerbil) is the source of this 2465-nucleotide messenger RNA. It is a transcript of the gene Rpp14, whose product is annotated as ribonuclease P/MRP subunit p14. The transcript has 6 exons. The record is from RefSeq and is a predicted model, not a curated record. Gene Ontology annotation, cellular component: ribonuclease P complex. Gene Ontology annotation, biological process: tRNA 5'-leader removal. NCBI's taxonomy places the organism in Eukaryota, Metazoa, Chordata, Mammalia, Rodentia, Muridae. The coding region runs from base 1274 to 1642 and encodes 122 amino acids.